CCUGGAGGUUCAGCUCAGACACUCAGGCUUUUUGCUUGGGUGCAGAGUAACAGCAAGACUGAAGAGAGUGAGGCCAUACUAGGGUUUGAGUGCCCUUGAGCAAGUGGAAACAGCAUGGCAUCCGUUGAGGAGCACCAGGAACUUGCAGUUGGCAGCAGUGAUGCAAGUGACGGUGAAGGCUCUGUUACUGGGAGCUUAGCUGGACCACAAUCACCCGAAGAACCAGAGAAUGCGCUUGAAGAGGGGGAAGCAGUGGCUGAGAGAAAGAGCGAGGAGGCAGCAGUGCAGGAAGCUGAAACUGUUACUGCUGCACCAAGCCACUCUCCUGGGGGCUGCAAUGAGGGGGUUGUUGAGAGUGAGGAAGAGGGCGCUGUUCAUAGCCCAGAGCCUGCACCACAACUGCACUUAACCGAGGACAUCAGCGAGGAUGCCAUGGAGGCAGCCCCAGCUGUGCCCAUGGCAAAAAAGUGCCUCAACAGCCGCUCUAUGGAGCCCCUGGAAGGAGAGCUGGACUUUGAGGAUGAUGCUCCACCGGAGUCACCUAGCGGCACCUCACUUCUUGACAAAGCGCCAAAUAAAGAUGGCAAGGACAGCAAACCAAAAGCAGACAACCUAGAAGAGGGGGAGGCAGAAGAUGAUGGUGAAGUGUCUGACGUCAGUGGUACUGAGCUGUCGGUGCAGGACGAUGACUUGGAAGAAGGGGAGCUGCCUGAGGGGGCUGGUGGAGGUGCUGGAGCCACACGUAAGGCUGCCCAGGUGCCGCGGCCAAUCUGCCGGUUUUUCAACAAAGGGCAGUGCACGUGGGGUUCUUCUUGUCGGUUCAUCCACCCAGGCAUUAAUGACCGGGGAAACUACAACAUGUUUGCUACUGUUCCAAAGCCUCCACACCACCAUAUGCCACCACCAAUUGGAGGACCAGCUGCAGUCAUGCGCGGUGGAGCGCCACCACCAGAAUUUCUUGGGCCUCCCAUGCCACCACUGCCACCACCACCAGAAGAAAUGAUGCUGCCACCAGUAGAGUCCGCAUGGGAGCGAGGUCUCCGUCAUGCUAAAGAGCUUAUGAAACGUGCUUCCCGUCGUAAAGAGCAGGAGCCUGACUUUGAGGAGAAGCGGCUCAACAUAGUACCUCCACAUCAUGAUCGGACACCGCUGCAGUCUGAGGUUGACAAAGAAAAUGACUUCUACGGGGGAAGUGGUGUGCCUCCAUCUUCUCGGGGCAUGAGUCCUCCUUAUGUACGACCUCCAAUGCCACCACCCCCUCCUCACCACCUUCCCAGAGGUGUGCGGAGAGGCGAUGGCCGCAGAGAUGAUUUCUACGGCUUCGAUGAGCCAGAUCCUCUGGAGCACUCGGAACGAGAGGCCAGAGAAUAUUGGCGUGGAGGACGCUACGAGAACUUUGAAGUGCGCUGGAGCAAUCGGCAGGAGUUUGACCACAGGGAUCGAAGAGAAAAGGACCGGAGGCCUGGUCGGAGUUAUGAUCGAGAAAAAGGUAGCUAUUCACAUGGCACUCGACCUGAUAGACCACACGGAGGUGGCUCUGAAAGGGAACCACGUUGGCGGGAGGAGCGCUUUCAAGAAGCCCCGCCUCCACCUGUCAAUCGUUCACGGCCUGAUGAGUGGCGGGAUCCCUGGAGGAGGUCAAAGACACCCAAGGGUCGCAGAAGUAGAUCCAGAGGUCGUAAUCGCAGGUCCUUUUCGAACUGUUCCUCAAGGUCAUUUUCAUCCCGGUCAUCAAGGUCAUCCUACAGUUAUUCCCGCAGCUCUUCUUCUCGAAGCUCGUACUCCAGUUAUGACAGCCGUUCCAGAUCCCGUUCACCUGCUGCUGCUGCACCGGCUGGAAGACCACGUGGCAAUCAGCCCCCAUCCAGGGGACCACCCAUCCAAGCGCCGGGUAAGCAGGGAGGUGGUGGUGCUAGUGGUGGAACCAGUGGUGGCACAAGUGGUGGCACAAGUGGUGGCACAAGUGGUGCAAGGUCUCCUGUGCUGGACCGCCGAAAACAGUAUAAUCCUUCACCUCCUCCUAAUACUACUCCCCUAAGUCCUCCCCGCAAGUCCCGGAGGAAAGCACCUAGCCCUCCACCAAGCAAACAGAAAAAGUCACGGAGUGGUAGCUUCUCGGCAAGCUCCUCACGUUCCCGCAGUCGGCAUACAAUAUUUUCUAAGGGAGGGACACUUGAAACAAAGAAACGUUUCAUGGCCACGUCAAGCUCAUCUCGCACACCAUCACGUUCACGGUCACGAAGCUACUCCCGCAGUCCCAGCUUGAAUAGUGUCUCUUCGGCUUCAAGUUCACCCAGCCGCCGGCGACUCCAGGCUUCAUCAGCUGGUGGAGCCAGCAUACUCCCUUCUAGGAACCCAUCACCACCAAAGAAAGUGUCUGAGGGAUCCAAAAAACGAAUUGAGAAAGACUCGAUAUCCAAGAUCAUCCCCAAGAUACCGCUGCCACCUCCAGCAUCUUUGGCAUUGGGUCAGAGUGGUGUGAUGCCUGGCUACAGGGAGCCGCUGCCUCCGCCUUUGGAUCUUGGUGUCUUUGAGGACGACUCGGCUCAGCGGCAGGCCCGCGAAGCUGCACUACGGCAGCAGGGUAUUUCCCCGAAGCCUCAGAUAAAGCUUACUCUCAUUAAAAAGGCACUUCCAUUGGCAUUAGUGAAGAAGGAGGAGCCAGCUGUCAAGAACAAUGGGGACAAAGGUGCCAAGAAACGUCCAGCCUCCCCAAAGUUGGCCUCGUCGCCCUCUCCUCCACCCACUGGUCGUAAAUCAACCACUUUGAGACGUGAAGAACUGUUGAAGCAGCUGAAGGCAGUUGAAGAUGCCAUCGCCCGCAAGCGAGCCAAAUUUAGCUAGCCUUCUGUGGCUUCUCCCAUCAAAUCGCUCAUUUUUUUCCCCACCACAAGUAAUCCUGUGUAAAUAAAUGGAUUCUUCUGUUACAAUGUCAAAAGAGA
Messenger RNA from Dermacentor silvarum, 2942 nucleotides. Its product is annotated as zinc finger CCCH domain-containing protein 18-like. The coding region runs from base 115 to 2844 and encodes 909 amino acids. Lineage: Eukaryota; Metazoa; Arthropoda; Arachnida; Ixodida; Ixodidae. The transcript is spliced from 20 exons. The record is from RefSeq and is a predicted model, not a curated record. Gene Ontology annotation, molecular function: metal ion binding.